GGGGGGUUGAGAAAAUGGUGAUGUGGUACGAAUUGAAGGCGAGAAGAGGAGCCGGAGUGAGGGAUAAAAUCUAUGGGGAUCUCAGCAGCUGAAGAAUAACGGAACUCAAGUUUUCCAGGACAAGACAGCUGCUUUCAUUAAAGCUCUCCAAUUAACUUCAUGUGAAAAACACAGAGAGGAAAUCAACUUCCUGGUUGAGGGGUGGGUGGGUUUUGGGGGGCAGAUAGAUAUUUUAUUCAUGCCUUAUGUUGGAGCAACUGGAGAACCGGCUUUCCUGUGGCCUAGAUGUUCUAUACACACAUAUGCAUUUGUAGACAAAAAUAUUUUUGGAGAGAAUUUUAACCUUUUGGAGGAAGACUGACCCUUCAGAAACACCCAGAGAGGGCGAAUUAAACUCUUGUAGCCUCAAAGUAACGCAUUUGUGCAACAAAACAAACAAACAAAAAAGACAAAAAGGCUGAAGUGGGUUUGAAGCAUGGGCUGUGCUUCAAGUAUUCAUAUCUCUGAUAGGGUGGUCUACCACAGUGGAAAAGAGUCUGAGGAUUCCCACUCACCCCAGCAGACUAAUACAACUCAGCAUCAAGGAAAUCCUGCCUCUGGACUACCCCUGAAACCCCCUAGCUGCAAGACCACAUUAACAGAGGUGCAGUUUGGACCAAUGAAGCUAUUUAAAGACCCACUUCAGGUACUUUUAGUUUUUGCCAAAGAGGACAGUCAAAGUAAUGGCUUCUGCUGGGCGUGUGAGAAGGCCAACUACAGGUGCAACGUGGCGCGGACACCUGAAUCCGCUCUUGAAUGCUUCUCAGAGAAGCAUCAUGACCUUGUCAUCAUUGACCACAGACAUUCCAGACACUUUGACGCUGAAGCCCUGUGCCGGUCAAUGAGAGCGGUCAAUUCCUCAGAAAACACUGUGAUAGUCGCCAUCGUGAAAAGGCCAGACAGAGAGGAAGCCUCUGUGAUGCCGCUAAUCAAUGCUGGCUUUAAUAGGAGGUAUGUGGAAAAUGCCAAUAUGAUGGCCUGCUACAAUGAGCUGCUACAGCUGGAGCAUGGAGAGGUGCGGGCACAGUUCAAACUGAGGGCUAGCAAUGCGAUUUUCACAGCUCUGGAACAAAGCCAAGACGCCAUAGAGAUCACUUCUGAAGAUCAAGUUAUUCAGUAUGUGAAUCCUGCCUAUGAAUCCAUUAUGGGCUACCAACAAGGCGAGCUAAUAGGGAAGGAAAUAAUAGAAGUGCCUAAAAGUGAGAAGAAUAAGCCUGAUCUCCUUGAAACGAUAAACUCCUGUAUACGAAAAGGAAAGGAGUGGCAGGGGAUUUAUUAUGCCAAAAAGAAGAAUGGAGACAACAUUCAGCAAAAUGUGAAAAUCACACCUGUAAUUGGACAGGGGGGAAAAAUCAGACACUAUGUGUCUAUCAACAGGCCUUUAAAUGAUAAUAAUAAGUGUGAUAAAUCCACCGAACGUGUGCAGGCAGAGUCGCAAACAGAUAUACAAUCCAGUAAGCACAAAGACCGGAGGAAAGGCUCUCUGGAUGUUAAAUCCAUAACGUCACGGGGGAGUGAUGGGAGCUCACAGAGAAGACACUCCUCAAUGGCCCGAAUUCACUCCAUGACGAUAGAGGCUCCCAUCACCAAGGUUAUAAACAUCAUAAACCAGGCACAGGAAAGCAGUCCUAUGCCUGUGGCAGAGGCCUUGGAUCGGGUACUGGAGAUCCUGAGGACCACAGAGCUCUAUUCCCCGCAGCUGGGCACCAAGGAUGAAGAUCCCCACACAAAUGACCUUGUGGGGGGGCUGAUGACGGAUGGUUUACGUAGAUUGUCAGGAAAUGAAUACAUCCUCGCCACAAAGCAGCCCCACCAUCUGCCGAGUCACCUGGCAACCCCUCUAUCAUUAAACGACAUCCCCCCUCGGAUUGCCCAGACCAUGGAAACAGAGGAGUCAUGGGACUUUGACAUCUUUAACUUAGAGGCUGCAACCAUGAAAAGGCCUUUGACCUUCUUAGGCCUCAAGAUUUUCUCCCGCUUUGGGGUGUGUGAGUUUUUAAACUGCCCUGAAGCUACUUUGCGCUCUUGGCUGCAAGUGAUUGAAGCCAACUACCACUCCAGCAACUCCUACCACAACUCUACCCAUGCAGCUGAUGUCUUGCAUGCAACUGCAUAUUUUCUCUGCAAGGAGAGGGUUAAGCAAAGUUUAGAUCCUAUUGAUGAAGUGGCUGCUCUGAUUGCUGCCACUGUGCACGAUGUUGACCACCCGGGCCGGACAAACAGCUUCCUGUGCAACGCAGGAAGCGAGCUGGCCAUCCUGUACAACGACACAGCUGUGCUAGAGAGCCACCAUGCUGCCCUGGCCUUCCAGCUCACCACGAGAGAUGAUAAGUGCAACAUCUUCAAACACAUAGAAAGGAAUGAGUAUCGAACAUUACGGCAGGCCGUCAUAGAUAUGGUGCUGGCAACGGAGAUGACCAAACACUUCGAACAUGUCAACAAAUUUGUGAACAGCAUCAACAAGCCGCUGGCUGCUCUGGAAGAGAAUGGGGGAAACAGUGAUGAGGAAUCUGUCAAAAGCAUCCUGACGUCCCCUGAGAACCGUAUCCUCGUCAAGCGGAUGCUGAUUAAGUGUGCAGACAUCUCUAAUCCAUGCAGGCCUUUGGAGCUCUGUAUAGAAUGGGCUGGGCGCAUCUCAGAGGAGUAUUUUGCACAGACAGAUGAGGAGAAGAGACAAGGUCUACCGGUGGUCAUGCCUGUGUUUGACAGAAACACGUGUAGCAUCCCAAAGUCCCAGAUUUCCUUUAUAGACUACUUCAUCACAGACAUGUUUGAUGCAUGGGAUGCUUUUGCGGACCUCCCCAAUCUUAUGCAGCACUUGGACAACAACUUCAAGUACUGGAAGGGCCUUGAUGAGCGGAAGCUGCACAGCCUGCGACCACCUCCGGAGUAGCUGCUGCAGCGUUCGGACCCUGACGCGGCCCAUAAUCCAGGGCAGAACCUUCUUUUCUACCGCUGAGGCGUCUCUCUCCCCGUCAGCCCAGGCCAGGCACACAGGACCUCCUAGCCUUCACUCUCCUGCUUCUGUAGCACGCCGAGCGCCCACAUGUCCGUCCACAACAGAAAACCACAGAGGGACUUCUUGACAUUGCGGAAAUGCUGCUGACUUCACACGCCUGUCGGAUGGGAACUGUGACCAUUGGACACGGACAUCCAGCUUCCUUAUGAACUUCUGCAUUGGCAGUGUAGCUGUUGGCAUGACUGAAAGAUGGGUGGGGGUCCUCGCAGGUCUCUAUGGCAAAGCAUCCAUCCUCUGAUUACCACGUAGGCACUCCCGCCUGCCUGUGAAGUUGCUGUUAGGAUUUUAAAACUGUCUAGUCCACGUAAGGUCAUGUAAUCACUUUCGACCUCUAGCUCCUGCACUCGCAGUGAAGCAGGGCCGCUCCUAGAAACCUUUGGAGGCCACGUCAUGAAAGUACACUCCACCGCUUAUCUUGUGUUUGUUUGUUUGUUUUCAGGCAACGUUUCCACGUGUCCUUCAGAAACAUGGCUGUCAUAACAGAAAUAAGAGCGGAUGCUUUCUUCAUGGGUCGGGGAUGAACCUUUAUCCCAGGCCAUUGCUCAGAGACAAAAAACACAAUCCUCAACAUCUUGAUCAUGGGUAUCUAAUUACAGGUUAUUUGGUAUGCUCAUUUUUUUCUUGUUCCAUAUUUUCUACAUUAAAACCCACAAACAAAUUAGUAAAUAAGUAAGAACAGAAUAAAUAAAAAAUAAAAAAGCCAAAGCUAUUAAAGACGAAUACCAGUAUAACACUCAUAAAUUUACAAUUAUUAUUAUUCAUGCAACCUUAUUAAGCAUUUUAUUUUCGUAUCAAGAGUACAGUACCAGUUUGAAUAAACGAAUGGAGCCUUCUGUAUUGCACUGUACACAAUAUUAGAAGUGUCUACGUCUCAGUGAUUUGUCCAGGAACAGGACGUUGGGUUAUAGAAUAAGCUGUUUUUCUGUUGAUCAUCAGGAGAUCGUCCACUUGUGUGAACGUGUGUAGGAGUGUUGGUUUUUUUCUGUUCAGUUUUUUUUUUUUUUUGGUCGUUGGUGUGUGAAUGCGCGGGUGUGUUCAUUGUUGCAGCAGUCCCAUACUCUUAGUUUGAUGCUGUAAAACCGCUUGACAUUUGACAACAGCAGAAAUAUGUGAAAAACGUUUUUGGACUUGAACAGUUUUUUUUUGUCCUCCCAGAAAUUUUUUGUAUCUGGUUUAUUCUACUGAAAAAAAAAACAAGACUGCCUUAUUUUGUACAAUAUUUAUACAGUACAUCCCACUGUGCAACUGCAAUGGACAUCUGGAGUUUUUUCUUAUGACACAGUCAGAAGGUUACCUUCAAGUAAAUCUCGAUAUUUUUAUAGACAAUGAAUUUUACACUGGAUUUGACGCAGAUGAGAUCAACCAUAAUAGCUAUCUGAACACCUGUGAAGGAGAAAGCUGCACAGAGCGUGCAUAUAAAGAGCUAAAUGGUAAAGCAGGAUGUGGAUCGCAGAGUUGUCCAUCACUGUCUUUGAAGCAGAGUCCUGGAGGCCAGCUUGCAUUGAUUUUUUGGUUUUUGUUUGUUUUUUGAUCAAACAUCACUCUAUUUUUGGCCAAUUAUCCAACAUCCUUAUGCACAGACCCGGGUAACAUCUAUUUGUUCAAAGUUGGAUUCAGAUUAGGAUACUAAUAUGUUAAAGAUUGAUGCUUCUUGAAAAGAUUUCCUCUUUAAACAGUAUAUAAAUGCCAUAACAGCUAAGCAAGUAAUGGUUAAUCAGAUGCAUUAACCAAAAUUAAUAUUGUUUCUCUCCUAUGACAGAAAUGUACACUUAAUCAAGGGAUUUGUUGGUUCCUUCUGAUUCACGUUUUGGUCUGAAGGCACGGGGAAAAAAAUAGAAACUAUUCAAUGAAAAAUAAAAUAAUGUCAACUAUA
Messenger RNA from Girardinichthys multiradiatus, 4931 nucleotides. It is a transcript of the gene pde8a, whose product is annotated as phosphodiesterase 8A. The record is from RefSeq and is a predicted model, not a curated record. The transcript has 22 exons. The coding region runs from base 476 to 2932 and encodes 818 amino acids. Lineage: Eukaryota; Metazoa; Chordata; Actinopteri; Cyprinodontiformes; Goodeidae. Gene Ontology annotation, biological process: signal transduction; cellular response to epidermal growth factor stimulus; regulation of DNA-templated transcription. Gene Ontology annotation, molecular function: 3',5'-cyclic-AMP phosphodiesterase activity.